GCCAUAUCGACAUCAAGCACCGCGACGAAGCUGUUGAACUUUUGGUCAACCUAUUGAUUUUGCCAAGUCGUCGCCAUUUUAUUAAGUGCCCAAAUACCCAGCAGUCACCCCUAGUCAAAUCCCCAUGUUCGGUAUUUUGCCUCCUUCUCUGGCCACAUGAACGUAGUCCGAAUACAUUCUCGCGCACUAAUCAUUGUGCGUGUGCGCGCCACGGCAUGGGCACCACGAGCGCUGCGGAUCUGUCAGCUUUGACACGUUAACAGCUCGUGCGCAGACGUACAGCUCAAGCUGAGCCAUUACUGGCGGGAGCAAUGUUAACUUUCCCCGGGAGAAGUGGGCAGAAGCAGAUCCGUAAGAAGAGUCCGCCACCUAGCUGCGGAGACAGACAUCUUUGAACUACGUGAUUAUGAAAACACCCGCGCCAAUGUUGUUCCACAGUGAGCGCUGCUCUCGGAUGAUUCUCAAAGUGGCUUUUGGGGGUGUUUUCACCUUCGCUGGUCACAUUAUGUAAUCAAAGCCAAAUCUAAUGCACCACAAGCGGCGGGAUCGUUGCUGCAAGCGACAGAGCAGAACAGUAACACCUUCACCUCAUCUUAAACGCAGUUGGCUCUGGGACGCGCUUUCGGCUAAAGCCUUAAAGACAAGAAACGGCCGAAGAAGGAUCCCAUUUGCGCUUGGAUUUGUCCAUCUUUUUAGUUGUAAAUAUCUGGACCCUUCACACCUGCAGUCUACUUUUAGUUGGUGACGUAACUCAUUUCAAGGAGGCUGCCUAAAAGUGAAUGCCAAAAGCAUUUUAAUCUCCCCCGUCUUCUCUGAUGGACCAGAGAGUGAAGGGGGGCAGCCCUCCAAAAGCCUCUGUAGAUGCCACAUCUGCACCCAAAGGCUCAGAGAAGGACCAUGUGCCAGAGAAGAAGCGUAAAGCCGGAGCAGAGGAGGAAAGUGGGGACAAGGGGGCAGUGCUGGAGCUGCUCAUCGAGGGGCGCUGUGGGACCAAGGGAGAUCAGCAGCUCCAGAUCUCAGGCAAAGACACAAGCUGCCCCGAGGGGAAUGUGAGACUCCGAAUCGGACUCCAGGCCAAACGCACCAAGAAGCCGCCCAAGAUCUUAGAGAGCUAUGUGUGCAAGCCCACUAUAAGAACCUAUCAGAGGCAGGGCAGGGGGGCGCUGAGGGGGGAGGCAGAGGGGGGAGUGGGUCACCAGAGCAAAACCAGCUCCAGUGCAGAUGAAGCGACCAGCAAAGAGCAACACUCGGGCUUGGAUAGUGUCCAGACCACCUCCAAACAAACAGCAUCUGCUCCGCCAGUCGCACCAUCGUCAUUAUCAACAUCAUCAUCAACAACAACAACAACAUCACUGCAGCCACUGCCCUCAGCUCCCACCACAGCCUCUGCCUCUGCAGCUUCAGCUCAGAGGAGCAAGUCCACCAGUCAGGUCCCAAUCAAACUGGCUGAAAAGGCUGAUGUUGUUUCAAAUGGUACAUCAGAGAAAGUGAAGAAAAGUUCAUUAGUGAAUGGUCUGUCGGCUGCACAUAAAAGCUCCUCGCCCAAAACUGACAGUAAAUCUCAAAUCCCAUCUCCAAAAUCCUCCCAAACGGAGGAAAUAAAGACUGAAACGAGCACCGGCAAGAAACAUAAUGGCUUGGUGCAGGCAUCCAAACACAAGGGACUAUCAAAUGAGAAAGGGACUGUCAACAUCAGCAAUGCAUCUUCUGAAAAAGUCAAAUCUGGAAAACAUAAUACUACUCCAUCCAUCUCUUCAACGGCAAAAUUGACAGCAGACAGCUCUCAAAAAGAACCGUCAAAUAACAGCAAAUCUCCAUCCAUCUCCACUGUCACCCCCUCGUCUCCGAUCACCUCCCAACCUCAAGAUGAUCCUUUAAUGCAGCCUAUGGUAGAAAAAAGAAAAGACAAAAAGAAGAAGUCUAAGAAAGAAAAACGAAAGGAUAGAAAAUCAAAGCGUGACAGAUUAGAGGGAGAAAGGGCAAAGAGUCGCAGCGAGGAGAGCAAGACGAAGAAGGAGAGAGGGAGAGAGGAUCGGCAUAAAUCUAAUGAUGUUAAAAAAGAACAAGCCCCCAGUAAAAAUGACAAAACGUCAAGCCAGGAGUGUCAAGUUGAAAAUACAGAAAGUAAUGCAGACAUUGGUAGUUGUACGAUAGAAGAAGUUAUAUGUGAUACUAGACAAGAUGAUAACUCUAUAGACAUAAAAGGCAGGGAAGCUGAUCCAGUGGAAACAACAGGUGAUAACAGUAAAUCAAAAGACCAGGACACUUUGAGAAAUUCGCCUCCGGUCCAAUCCAUAUCCACGCCUCCCGCCUCUUUGCCCCCUCUCUCUGCCCCCUCCUCCCCUCCAGAACAAGACAGCCGCCCGCUAAAGAAACGAAAAGCCCGCAGGCCCAGCUGGACAAAGUUGGUGCACCGAGCUCAGAAAGCGGAAAAUCAUGAAGCCACUUUGGAUUCCCAGCGUAAUCCCUCUCUCAGUUUUCCCCAGAACCCAAAGACAUCCCUUAAUCCCAAUGAGUCACAUGCAGCCACUUCCAGCACUGUUCCCAAAAGCUCCUCCCCUCCGUCUACUCUAACUAGGUCUCCAUCUCCAAAACAGACAAACCCAGAGCCUGUUACAUGUGCCACGAAAACUCCACCAACCCCAACUCGUAAAAGAGGACGGCCUAAAUCGCAAUCUGGCAGCUCCAAUGAACCUCCUCCAAAACUUUCCCCAAAUGUUACCCCCACACAGGUGCCUAUUCCUGGACAGGACAGACCACCUACUCCAGUGCAGCUAUGUCCCACAGAGAGUAGACCCAGCCCAAGAAAGCGAGGUCGCCCUCCAAAGCGCCCGCUCCAAAACGAUGACCAGCAUAGCUCCAAUGCACUGAGUGACCAUGGUGACAAGAAAAGGAGUGUUCCCAUGUAUGAAAACAGGCAGCUAAACAUCAGGAGGUUGAUAAAUGAGAUGAAGAAGCGAAAAAAGAAGAGGUUUCACAAGGUUAUGUCAUCGGUGUUUGUGGCAAAAGAUGCUAAAUCGAUAGAGGCUACAACAGUACAAACACUCUCAUCUCUGUCCAGCUCCUUAGGGGGUAAGUUUGGUCCUCAAAUUAAUGUCAGCAAAAGAGGAACUAUCUACAUGGGAAAGAGGAGAGGACGAAAACCAAAAGUGCAAAGCGGCAUCUCCCACAGCUCCCCUCAGCCGUCUCUGUUCACCAGUGCUCCAGAAACGUCUCUCUUUUCGCAGCCUCCCCCCUCUCACCCCUUCCCCUCCCCUUCGCUCACCCACUCAAGCGGAGCCCAGAGCCCUUACAGCGAACACAGCUUCGCCGACCCAUCCCCGUGUCUGCUCUUCUCUCAACCUUUCUCCUUGCCCUCCCCCUCCUCCUCCUGCACCUCCCCGCGACCCCCCUCCUCAUCCUCGCUCUCUUCGUUUGUGAGGAAGAGUUGUCCUUGCCAGGGCAGACCUCACUUCCCAUUCCACCAGUCGACAUGUAAGCUCUCCACUCCCACAACUUCACUGCAGCACGCACCUGGCUCUCCUCCGGGCCACCUGAAAGAGGCCACUACAUCCCCCAGGAGUGAGUCCCAUAGCGAGGAGACUUUGCCUAGCGACAGUGGAAUCGGGACGGAUAACAACAGCAUAUGCGAGCGCGGAGAGAUGCGAGGAUCCAGAGGGAUGCUAAGAGUAGGUCACUCCUCCGGGAUUGUCUUAAGCAGUCAAAAACAUCCUGCUUCUAUCUUGGAACACCCGUCUGCUGUCUCCCCUCCACUACUGUCCCGACACCCCAAUCCAAAUGCGCAUAGGGACCGGCACAGGCACAGACGUCGAGAUUUUGACUGCUCCUCUUCUUGCUCGUGCCUGUGCGCAUGUUCUGGGCAAAGUAAAUGCAUUCAGUCAGACUUUUACUCCUGCCACAACGCACUGAAAAGACAGAAAGGUAAACAUAAGAAGAAGCACCAGCAAAUGCAAAUGCAAGAUCCAGAAUUUCUAUCAGAGUUAGAAGAUCUCAUCGUGUUGUUUAGUGAGAUGCACAUUGGGCGGAGAAGUUGGGCAAGGGCUGGUCUUGUCCAUGGUUUUGAAGGGGGUAGUCCUGGGGGGAGAAGGCACCACUCCUCCCACUCAAUGCGCUCCAAUAUAUUUCGCAUAAACUUAAAUGGAUUCUACUCACCUCACCCCUCCACCUACCCACACAACCCCUCUUUCCCAACUCAGCCUUUCUACUCCUGCCAUCCAGUGCAUUGUAAUCGCAAGCUUGAUCGAAGACAGUGCGGUUGUUCAUCAAAAUUUCAAGAUUCAAUUGAAAACAUGUACAGGAGUUACCCGAGCCUUUACAACCAUCUUCCUAACUCGUAUCCUCUACCUUCUGCUAGUCAAUUCGCUCUGCACCAAUCUCCCCAUUUCUUGCUCAAUCCAGCUCGUUUUCACAGGCGUAGGAACAGACUUCUGCGAGACGGGGGUAUCGGAGGUGAAGAAAGUCCAAGGGGGAGCGGCCAUGCUGGAUCAGGCCUCCCGUCAAACUUCUCCUGUGGGUGUGGGAGAAGCGAACACAAGCAUAAACACAAGCAUCGCCACCGACAUUGCGACGAAGAGGAUGAGUUGCAGGAAGAUGAGGUGGAGAGGGAGAGAUUUGGUUCAAAGCAAAGAUCAGGGUUCAUUUUCAGGCCAGAAGAAAUCGGAAGAAAAACGGCAAGGGGGUUAGGUAGCAUGCUGUCCAAAGAAUCACCCUGGUCACGCCAGAAUGGAUCCGAUUGUUUCUCGUCUGUUGCUGCAUCUUCGUCAACUGAAAGAUUUAAGCAGAUACCGUUAACAUCUGUUGGUUUGGGGUCUACACAUCUGUCGUCUUUUGGGGGAGGCUGGGGCGCCCUGGGACAUAGCUGGACAAAAUACAGCAGCCUAGGAGGGACGACGUUUGGAAGUUGGACAGGCUUCAAUAGUGAAAAGCAGCAAACAAACAAAACAGUUGCGGCAGGUGUGGAGGACGAUGAUGAUGAUGAAGAAGAAGAAGAGGAAGAUGAAGAAGAGUCAGAAUCAGUUUACAGGACAUCACCGGCACCAGUACACACAAACCUGUUCACAACCGCAGCUAUGGAGACCGGCACGAGGGGGCUGAGGUGGGGAGGGGACAAGCCGUGGAGGAGGGAUGAGCCAGCCUGGAUGGAGAUGAGAGAAACAGGUUCACACCGUGAUUCAAGAAACUGGGGGUCACAGAAAACUGUACCAUCUUCAGACAAUGGGUCAGUUCAUAAAAGGCGACCAGGGAGGCCCAGGAAGCACCCACUCCCAUCUGAAGCUUCUCCCCCAGCACACUCCACCACCUCUGGGUUUAAGUCAGUGCCUGAAGUGCAGGCUGGCACCGAGGCAGCGAGGAGAGAGAGAACAGAACCAGGGCUCCUGACAGAGGCCCAGCUGCAGGCCAAGAAGAAGAAGAGCCGCCAGAGGAGACACAGCCCCUCCCCUCCUCAUCAGAGUGUCACUGAGGACAGGGCAGAGAGUGAGUCGCCCUCUGAAAGUUCGGGACACUCAGAUGUGGAGCAGGCUCCAUCAGAGCCAGUGCCCGUCCCCACAGAGGAGCGCACAGACACAGCCCCGAGCAAGAGCUUCUUAAAGGCAGGCCUCUAUUCUGAUGACUACAAGACCACAGACCCCCCAUCACAGAACACACACUUUGAUGCAGAGAGUACAGACUAUUCUCCAGAGGAGCGGGACUACAGCCUGCUGCCUGCUCCCAUCCAUGUCGGGAAAUACCUAAGACUUAAGCGCAUCCAUUUCCAGCUCCCUUAUGACGUUAUGUGGCUCUGGCAACAUGACCAGCUCUGCAGACCGCCUGUGGUCCCUCUGAAGAGAAAGAGACGUUACUGUCGACCUAAAGAGAAGACUGUACCCUCCCAAGGCAAUGAGGAUCAGACUGAAGACAUCACCAGCCUCUUCCCUCACCUUGACAUGGAUCCUUUAAGCAGCUGUGAGAGGAGCUUUGUGGUCCAGCACCAUGUGUUUCUACUGAGGAACUGGGAGCUGGUGAGAGAGCGUCAGAUUCGCCUGAGGAUUGAGCGAGAGAGGCAGAGAGACAGUGAGGAAGAGGAGGAGGAAGAAGAGGAGCGAACGCAGGACCACAGCCACAUCAAGUCAGAUCAACAGAAGGGGGAGGAGAAAAAUUUCAGCAGUGAUUCGCCAAAGAGCCAGGACACCUCCAGCUUUCUCACUGCCAACCCCUGUCCCACAAAAGCUCAGAGCGGACCAGAAGAGAGAGAGGAAGACAAAGGAGAGGAAGAGGAGGUAUGCAGAAAAGAGCAGAGGAGGAAACGCCUCAGUGACUUACUUCUGACACUGCAGCGCUCAUAAGCUAAUACAGGAGGGUGGACACACUGAGGACGGGACCAGGCCCACACGAACAGAUGGACAGGAGAUGAUGUCAUUACGCAGCUACUAUUAAUGAACAAAAACAACCAGGAGAACAAAUAUUAGUGGUGACUGAAAAUGCAUCGGUGACACUUGGAGCAGACGAUUGUGUUUUUGAACGUAUUACUCAGAAAAGACAUCGAACCAAGGCUGAAACCAUGGCAACGCAUCUUUUGGCCAAAAAUACGAUGGAUCGAAAGAAAACAGACCAGCAGACAUGAAUUUGCACUAGUGCUGGAUUGACAAGCACACUAAAGACUGAUCGUAUGCAGAGUUGUUAGACUGUAUAACUACAAGCCUGCACUUCUAAGAUUGCAUUUACUUUGGCACCUUAAGGAAAGACUGACAGUGGCCUGACUAAAGAGAAGCAAUAGGCUAUGUUCACAACAUUUUAAAGUUUGAUGUCAUAUUUCUGAUGGAGGGCAGGGUUUAUCCAUGUUUUUCAGAGCAGUUAAAAAUUUGCACUGUUGCCAAAAACUCAGAGCUUACUAUUCUACAUUUUUAAACAAUCCACAGUCCUCAAAAUGGCAUCUGUAAAGAGGAAACUAAAACCCAUGAAUAUAACUCUAUGGGUAAUUUACAGCAUUUGUCAGAAAUAACCAAGCAGAAAAUCCACAUAUGGUGAAUCCAGGAAUUUUGUCAGUGAUUGAGUCAACAAAUUUGCUGGAAUAAUAUUUUGGCAAAAUGUCAUUUCGACUGAAUACAGUGGUGCCUUUGUUAUUAAAUAAUGUCAUCACUUGCCUUGAUAUGAUUAAUACUAAUAAUAAUAAUAAUUUCACCUCAGUUGAUUUACGCGAACAGAGAAGACUUUGAAAUUUGUGCCAGUAAAAACAUUUUGACCUGCCCUCCAUCUCAAUGUUUAAAGGUGUAAUAAGUAACUUUUCAGGUUUUGCUUGAUUCUGCGGACAUGUUAUUGCUUUGCCUUCUAAAGUUUCCAUAGUGACAUUAAAUCUAUCCAUCUUGCAUUUAAACAAUUACAGGUGUAGGCAAGUGGUGUACCCCUCUCCUGAAAAGUUACACAUUGCACCUUUAACUUUGGACUGAUUAAAAUGUUAUGACAUCAGCGUUGUGAUCCCAGCUUAAUGGUACUUUGCAUUUCAGCUCUGAAGUUUCCAAGAGACAAGGAGCUCAUGAACGCUGCCCCAGGGUAAAAAAUGAAAAAAACUGAAAGAAGAAAUUCCCUGCUUAAGUAGGUCAAAACUGAACUGUCUUUUUCUUGUUAAGCUUUCAAAGUCACGUUGCACCUUUGGGAUAUGACAUGAGGAGGGAGACACGAGCAGAGGUGGGUAGAGUAGCCAAAAAAUGUACUCAAGUAUAAGUACUGUUACUCAAAAAUGAUAGAAAUAAGUAGUUCUGGUGGUGAUCCAAGUUAUUACUCGUAUCACAGAAAAACAUGUUUGGGGAAAACACUAUUCAAAUAAGAGUGAAACCUGGACAUAAUACAGCAUUUUAAUGUAAUCUGACAUAUAAAAUACAGAAUAAUCCACAUAUUCAAAAUGGAAGAUCGGUGUCAUAACAGAAGGUAAAGUGCAAGAAACACCUCAACUGUCAACACAUUCAUGGGUUUCAGCUUCCUGUUAUAUGCACAUUCAGAAGAUGAUGUUUUUUUUUCAUUGCUAAUUACUGUGUCAACGGUCCUACGUUUUCGUCAUUCUGAAACCCAUGGAUAGUUCUUGAUAUAGUUAGGCUUUCUUACAGUAAAAGGAGUAUCCACAACUUUUGCUCAAAUACGAAUAAUGUUUCUUAUGGUCAGAAAACUAAUAGAAGUCAAAUUUUUACUCUAGUUACUCAAGUAAAUGUAACUGAUUGCUACCCACCUCUGGACAUGAGCCAGUUAAAAGCUUUUGAGUCAGUGUUACUUUACCAAGACAGUGUGUGCUGUGUACCAGUGAAUAGACAGGGGAGGGGGUGGGCUUAGACAUAGGAAUUUUGGCAUUGCUGCAACAGAAUUUGUAAUGAGGCUUUAAGAAAAGGAGGAGAGAAGUUAUUUUUUGAAAAAGAGCAGAACUUAGUGACUCUAAUCUGCUAUAAAACAGAUAAAUAUAUGAAUUAUAAGAAUGUUUAUUAAUGAGUAUUUUCAGUAUUAUUUCCUGGUGAAGGGUAAUACAUAUUAUAAAGUGUUUUUGUUUACUUCCGGCUGCCUGAGAAUGUGCCCCUGAGCAGAGACAAUCAGAAUGUCCGUGGGGUGAACAAAAUGUGAAAAAGGAUUUGAAAAAUGCUAUUGAUUUCAUUGCAAAAAGAUCAUCUAGAUUAGUUAAAAUGGCUUAGAAUGUCAAUCUUAAUUUAAGGAAUUUUAUGUUUAUUGGGCUGAUAGAUGUAGGUAAUUUCGCUUGCUUCAGUGCAUAUUUUCUUUUCAAGCUGUUUUAUUUGGGGUUGGACAAUUGCUCUUGCACUAUUUGCAGUUUUAUUCUCUUAUUUCAAGAUGUAUUGUAUUGAAACUACUAAUAACUGUAAAGUGCACGGCGUAACUUCUCAUACGCCACCUGCUUGUCUCCAACAUCUGUCUAGCAAAAUGCCUUGAAAACAUGCACUCUUACUGGGAGCAGGGUCGCCUUUCUACAGGUCUGACCACCUGCUAGGCAUAAACAAUUUUAAUGCCAUAUUGUGGAACAUUCCAGGCAAAGCAAAAAUAAGAAAAACAGACAAGAAGCAGGAUUCCAACAUUACCAAAAAUGUUACGCAGAAAUAAUCUCGCUCAUAUAAGCAAUUAAAUAUAAGCAGUGGUGGAUGAAGUACUCAGUUUUGUUACUUAAGUAAAAGUACAGAUACCGGGUUAAAAGAUUACUACACUUACAAAAUGAUUACUUACAAAAAGAUUACAAAAGAAGUUUAAUAAUGUGCUUAAAUAGAAGUAUAUUGUAUUUUGCAGAGAGUUUUGGAACACUUAAAAGGUGAAAUGUAAUGAUUUUGAUAAUGAGUUUGUCAUUCAAUUGAUUUGUUAAUUUUUCUAGCUGUUUUUUUGUUUUUGUGUAUUUGGUUUGUUGAAAGUUGCGACGUAAACUCAAAUUAAAUGUGUUAAAAUAAGUGUCAGCCUUUUCAGCAGGUCUCAAACUGUAAAGAAAAUUACUUUUUAGUUUUCAGUCCAAAUCUAAAAUGUAGUGGAGUAGAAAGUACAGAUACAUGCUCUCAAAUGUAGUGAAGUAAAAGUAAAAAGUAUCCACUGUAAAAUGUAGCAGAUACCUAAAAUUGUACUUAAGUAUUGUACUUUUACUUUUGUACUUCAUUACCUUCCACCACUGAACAUAAACUUCUAAAACCAUAUAAAUAAACGUUAUUGGAGUAUUUUACCGAUUGCAUAUUUUGUAUACUCAAAUUAAGAUUCUGAAUUCAAGUCAUUUUAACCAAGUCUAGAUAGUUAUUUUUUGUAGUGUUGGCCUAAAAUGCUCUUUGAAAGUGCCAUGCUGUUUAUGUACCUAAGCGAGCUCAUGCAGUCUAUAAAGCAAUAUCUCCUGAAUUAAGGACUAUACGACUUCCUUUGUAAUGUUUUUGUUUGAGAAAUAAGGUCAUUUCUGUACAGCUGCAUAUUACGUUCUUUGUUGUAGGAUUUUGGUACAUUUUUAGUGGAAGAAAAUGUCUAGUUUCAUGUGAAUGUACAUAUGAACUGUUUUUAUUCUGUCCGCAGUAGCCUGUAAUUAGUAAUAUACCUAACAAUACUGUAUGGACUUAACAUAAGCUUUCUUUAGAUUUUUUUAAACAUGACUGACCAAUAUGGGACAGUUCUCUUUAAAUACUGACUAUGAUUGUAUGGGUUAUUUUGUAAAAUAUAUACUUUGUCUCAUUUUAGUCCAGUUUUGGUUGUUGUUCGGACAAUCAGUGAUGACUAUAGCUGUUCUGUGUGUCUGUCUGCUCUUCUUUGUAGUGUGGCUUCUGAUACUAAGCCAAAAAGUGCAAUUUCUUUGACUGUUUACACAAUGUAUAUUUUUCUUCUUUCCUUUUUUAACUAAGAGCACUAUGUUAAUAUGCCAGUGGAUGAUUAACUUUAUAGCAAAGGUACACUAAAGAGAUAUUUAUCUAGUUUGCAUGACAUGUAACCUUUGCCUGUCGUCUCAGAUAAUCUGCAUCUGAAAAACAUUUGGAAACCAUUUUAAAGAUGCGCUGUGUCACUUUUCUGUCGGAGUGUCCACCCCAUGUUUGUUUUUAUUGAGUUGUUAUUGCUUUAUCCGUUAUGUUCCACAGUAUGGCAUUAUCUCCAUGGAGACAGACAGGAGCGUGAUGCCAUCCUGCCGAGUUACAGGUCACAGAUUGUUUUUCAGCAAUAGAAACAGAAUUGAAUAGAUAGGUUUAAUGCCAUACUGAGGAACAUUCCAGGGGAAGCGAUAACAUAUUCAAGGACACGAGCAGGUGGCAGACGCUCAGCAGAAAGGUUACGUAGUGCAGCUUUAACGCCAGAGAAUGUCAGCCUCUUCAUCAUCAACAUAAUAAAAGCAUUUUAUGUCUACUA
Molecule: messenger RNA, 10821 nt
Organism: Boleophthalmus pectinirostris (great blue-spotted mudskipper)
Lineage: Eukaryota; Metazoa; Chordata; Actinopteri; Gobiiformes; Gobiidae
Product: histone-lysine N-methyltransferase ASH1L
Exons: 14
Coding region: 816-6323 (1835 amino acids)
Molecular function (GO): DNA binding
Source: RefSeq, a predicted model, not a curated record